Molecule: messenger RNA, 1527 nt
Organism: Sphaeramia orbicularis (orbiculate cardinalfish)
Lineage: Eukaryota; Metazoa; Chordata; Actinopteri; Kurtiformes; Apogonidae
Gene: btg4
Product: B-cell translocation gene 4
Exons: 4
Coding region: 458-1258 (266 amino acids)
Cellular component (GO): nucleus; cytoplasm
Source: RefSeq, a predicted model, not a curated record
AACUGGCUCUCAUGUGGUGAAGUCCAGACCUCCACCUCAGACUCAUUAAUCUGAUCAGCAUCAGGUGCGUCCUGUUGGUUCACAGCUGAAAACUCAUUAAACAUCAGGUGCAGCUGAAACUCAAGUCUUUUGUCGUGUGUGAAGCUUUUCUGCGGCAGCUUCACAUACAUACUUAUAUAAUUAUAUAUAUGACAUAUGUGCGUGUGUGUGUUGAUUUCUAUGUUUGGUUAUUUAUUGAAGCAGCAUCAGAUCCAGAAGCAAAUGUGUUUGCUUGAGUUGUUUCAUUCAGUUUGCGUUUGUUUUACUUUUUGCUUUUUCUGUCCUGUAAUAAUUCAGCCGUAGGAACAUCCUACCUGGGUUUUAUUCUCCUGAGAGGUUUUUAACUGUUUGAGUUCAUUGUGCUGAGCUGCUGGGUCUGGGUCUGGUUCUGGUUGUGGGUUUGGGUUUGACUGAAGCCAUGAAGGAGGAGAUUGCUGCUGCUGUCUUCUUCGUGGCUCGUCUGGUGAGGAGAUAUGGAAGUCUGGACAAUGACAGCAGGGAACACUUCGCCGCCGCCCUCACCUCAGUUCUGUUUGAGAACUACAAGAACCACUGGCACCCCCACGCACCCACCAAGGGCCAGGCCUACAGGUGUCUCCGUAUGAACCGUCUGCGGCUUCAGGACCCGGUUCUACAACAGGCCUGUGAACGCAGCAAGGUCCGCUACAAGGACCUGGGUCUGCCUCAGGAGCUGACCAUCUGGGUCGACCCUGGAGAGGUUUCAUGCAGAUAUGGUGAACACAGUGCUCCGUUCUGCGUCUCAGUGGUGGAUGAAAGUCGCCGUGGAGACGGGGAGUUUUCCCGCCGUAUCCAUGAAGCUGUGGAGCGGGCCAGCCUGGACGUCCAGUCAGGUUCGUCUUCAGACGAGGAGGACGGAGGCAGAGACGUCACCAUGAGCAGCAGCAGCAGCAGCCUAUUGGCUCUUUGCCCCACACCGACUCCGCCCACAAACCCUGAACCCAAAACCAUCCCGACUGUCAGCAACCCCAACAGCGUCUACCGGUUCAGUGAGUUCGCUCCAGGAGCCCCUCAGACCUGGCUGACGUACCAUAAGCGGAACGCCUUCUCCGGGGAGGCGUUCCCCCCUCUGCCUGCUCUGGCUGCAGCUCAGACCUCACAGUUCUCCAACCAGAAAGGCUUCAAAACCUACCGGGCCACCUUCACCUUCACUGGGCCCCGGGUCGACAAGUACCACUGGGUCAGCAAAUCCCGAUCCUAGAGCGGACUGAACCCACAAUCAGACAUCACCGGCAGGAAAAAAUACUCUAGGUGAUUUUUUUUUUUUUUUUUUUUUUUUUCCAGGACAGUUUGUCUUUAAAAGGAUAAGUUUAUUAUGAAAUGAUUUAAAGUAAUGCUGUUUAAGCAUGUUUUUAAACCUUGGUGAAUCUGAGUGUUUUUACUGAACCUCCCUUAUAAAUGUUUUAAAUUAAAGGAAGUGUGAAUAAAGUAACAUUGAACUGUGGUUGAAAAAUAAAUGCGUCCAUUUCA